AUUCAAGUCUUCUUCGGCUUACACUCUGAACUUUCCCAGCAACUACAAUCCCCCAUACAAGCCAAUAGCCAUGAUGAUGAUUACAACUAUUAAAACUCUUCACAACCUCACUUCCUAGUGUAUCACAUCAACCAUGAGGCUCAGGCUCACUUUGCUUUUCUUCUUAGUUCUUCUACACCUCUCCACACACCUUCAAUCUUACACUCCAGAGGAGCACUUCACCAUCAGCUGCGGUGUCACCGGCAACUCCUCCGACGGGGAUAGGACAUGGACAGGGGACAUAGACUCUAAAUUCUUACCCUUCCAACACGACACCGUUUCCGCCACAGCUACAACCCAGUCCUCUUCCACCAAACAAAUCCCAUACACCACCGCACGCUUGUCCCGUUCCCAAUUCACCUACUCCUUCCCUCUCACCGCAGGCCCCAAAUUCCUUCGCCUCUUCUUCUACCCAACCCUAUACCCUUCCUUCCCUCCCUCCCAAGCCUUUUUCACCGUUCAAUCCAACCAAUUCACCCUCCUCCACGACUUCAACGCUUCCCUCAACGCCGCCGCACAAAAAACCGACACAAUCGUACGAGAAUACAUCGUCAACGUCGACGACGCUCAGAGACUCAACCUCACCUUCAUCCCUUCGUCGUCGCAACCGAACACCUACGCUUUCGUGAACGGAAUCGAGGUCCUAUCCAUGCCCAACGACCUCUAUUACACGUCGGACCAAGGGUUCAAUCUCGUCGGAACGAACUCGGUCUACAGCGUGGAUGCCACUAAAGCGCUGGAGAUGGAUUACAGAAUCAAAGUGGGAGGCCAGGGAAUAUCGCCGCGAAACGACGUCGGUUUGUUGAGAGAUUGGGCGGGUCAGGACGACGCUUUUCUAAUGACCCCGAGUGCGCUAAGAAGCCUACCAGCUGACGUGAACCGCGUCAUGAACAUAACCGUGAAUCCUGAUUACGUGGCACCGGUGGAACUCUUCAGAACGGCGCGUGAGAUGGGCCUUAACGCCGCUCUUAACAAACGCCUCAACUUGACAUGGGAGUUCCCCGUUGAUUCUGGCUUCUACUACAUGCUCAGGCUCCAUUUUUGUGAAAUUGACCCCAAUGUCACUGAAAACAGUGACAGGGUUUUCUUCAUCUACAUAGCGGGCCAGGUAGCUGAAGAACGGGCCGAUGUCUUGAAAUGGGCCCAUACACAAAUAGGCCUCGCUGUGCACAAAGACUACGCCGUUUUCAUCCCUAACAACCCUUAUAAAAAGGUUAACCUCUCCCUCCAAAUGCAUCCCUAUUCGAGUGCUAGAGAUACCAAAUACAGCGACCCGUUCUUGAACGGUCUCGAAAUUUUUAAAAUCAGCGACCAGAACAACCUUGCCGGACCUAACCCGGACCCGGUUCAGGCUCCACCCAACCCGUCCGGUCAGAGUUCGAAUAAAAAAAGCAGCAGCACAACGACAAUUGUUGGACUCGUCGUCGGCGUGGUAGCCGGUGUCGUUUUGAUCUCCUUUGUCGUUUUCCUAUUUGUUCGGAAUAAGCCAAGGAAAGCCAAGACUUCUAAAUCUACCAAGUCCUCCGCGACAUCCAAGUGGGGUCCACUGUCGUUUGCGACGACCAAGUCAACCAACACGCAAAAGUCGUUGCCGUCGGAUCUCUGCCGCCACUUCUCCCUCCCCGAGAUCAAAACCGCCACCAACAACUUCGACGACGUGUUCAUCGUCGGCGUCGGGGGAUUCGGCCACGUGUACAAAGGCUACAUCGACGGCGGUUCCACCCCCGUCGCCAUCAAGCGCCUUAAGCCAGGUUCGCAGCAAGGUGCGCACGAGUUCAUGAACGAGAUCGAGAUGCUCUCGCAGCUUCGUCACCUUCACCUCGUUUCCCUCAUCGGUUACUGCAACGAAAGCAACGAGAUGAUCCUCGUCUACGACUUCAUGACUCGUGGAACUCUCCGCGACCAUCUCUACAACACCGAUAACCCCGCUCUCUCGUGGAAGCGGCGCUUGCAGCUCUGCAUCGGCGCGGCGCGGGGGCUGCAUUAUCUCCAUUCAGGCGCGAAGCACACGAUCAUCCACCGCGACGUGAAGACCACCAACAUUUUACUGGAUGAGAAGUGGGUGGCCAAGGUUUCAGACUUCGGGCUUUCAAGAAUUGGGCCCACGGGGAUGUCCAAGGCCCACGUGAGCACGGUCGUGAAAGGGAGCGUGGGGUAUUUGGACCCGGAGUACUACAAACGACAGCGUUUAACUGAAAAAUCUGACGUGUAUUCCUUCGGGGUUGUGUUGUUUGAGAUACUCUGCGCUCGGCCGCCUCUGAUCCGCACCGCGGAGAAGAAACAGGUGUCGCUGGCUGAUUGGGCCAGACACUGUUACCAAAAUGGGACGGUGGGUCAGAUUGUGGACCCCGCGUUGAAAGGUAGAAUCGCACCCGAGUGCCUGAAGAAGUUUUGCGAGAUUGGGGUUAGUUGUUUGUUGGACGAUGGGACCCAGAGGCCGUCGAUGAACGACGUCGUUUGGAUGCUGGAGUUCGCGUUGCAGUUGCAAGAGAGCGCGGAGCAGCGUGAGAAUGAGAAUGAGAAUGGUGUUGAAAUGGUUAACGACAGAAGAGAAGAUAGCGAGGAUAUGUUCAGUAGUGGAACGAGUGUGGGACAGGUUUCCGAUUUUAACCACAGUGUGACUACGACCACUAGCGGAGAACGUAGUUAUUCUGCUGAUGAUAAGAGUAGCGAUAGGUUAUUGUCUGGGUCUGGAACCGUCUUCUCCGAGAUUAUGGAGCCAAAGGCGCGUUGAGCAUUCCAAAUUUCCAACACCUCUAUUUCAUUUUCUUAAUGGCAAAGACUAAAGAGAAAUGGAUAUCUUACUAUGAGCUUGAAUUGAUCUGUGAUGGAAGAUCUCACGCACCUAGAGCCAGAAAACCCAAGUGGACAUGAGAAACAAUAGAGCCCGGUUCCACAAUCACCAUUAGACGAGCACCCAUCAUGAAGCUGAUCAAAGAUUCAAAAACAUCGAGAUAAAAACCAAAAACUCAAAAGCAUGAUUCAAAGAAGAGGUGAUAGGCAACACAAACCCUGCAGUUUCCACUAGAGCAAGCAGCAUCAACACAACAACACAAGGGAAGAAUAAUAACCAAAAGCAAGCACAGCAGAGAACCCA
This is a messenger RNA of Abrus precatorius (Indian licorice), 3136 nucleotides long. Its product is annotated as receptor-like protein kinase FERONIA. The record is from RefSeq and is a predicted model, not a curated record. NCBI's taxonomy places the organism in Eukaryota, Viridiplantae, Streptophyta, Magnoliopsida, Fabales, Fabaceae. Gene Ontology annotation, molecular function: ATP binding; protein kinase activity. Gene Ontology annotation, biological process: protein phosphorylation. Bases 134 to 2773 code for a protein of 879 amino acids. The transcript is spliced from 2 exons.